AUGUCUUCCUUCCAAGCCCUUCGGACCCAGUAUGCCUCACUACUCAAGCGGUUUCUGGCCUCAACCAAGGACUUUGAUGUCUUGACAACCAUCCCACCCGACCACUCUGCGGAAUCGGAGACACUCUAUGUCCUGGACUCGUCCUUCAAUCCCCCCACCCGCGCGCACCUUCGCAUUGCCACCACUGCACUCCUAGAAAAACCCCAGCCACGUCCACGGCUGCUCCUCCUCCUCGCAACCCAGAAUGCAGACAAGCCAUCCAAGCCGGCCUCCUUCGAGGACCGCUUAGUGAUGAUGGAGCUGUUUGCGCGCGAUCUCCGCUCCCAUCUGGCAUCGACACCGGCAUAUUCUGCCUUGGGACUCACGCACACCGUCGAGUCACUCCCACUGAUUGAUAUCGGUGUCACCAAAAAGCCGUAUUUCGUCGAUAAAGCGGUUGCCAUCGAGACAUCCGAUUCUUAUCCUGUUCCGCUAGAGCAGAUCCAUCUUGUGGGGUACGAUACACUGAUCCGGAUCUUUAAUUCGAAAUAUUACCCCCCGGAACACACUUUGAAACCCUUGGAGACUCUAUUCUCGAAGCACCGGCUGCGUGUAACUAUGCGGCCGAGCGGUGAGUGGGGUGGGAGGGAAGAACAAGAAGAGUUCGUGGCGGCUCUUGCUAGAGGUGACCGAGAGAAUGAGGGCGGGCACAAGGAAUGGGCCCAGCGCAUCAAGCUAGUCAAUGGUCGUGCUCCCACUGACGAGCCAGUGAGUUCGACGAGAGCUCGUGAGGCGAUACAAUCAGCUCCUCAGGAUCUCGACUUCCUGGUUCCAGAUCAAGUACGGCAGUUUGUACUGUCGGAAAAUCCAUAUGCUGGAGGUUCUUAG
Penicillium bovifimosum is the source of this 867-nucleotide messenger RNA. RefSeq lists its product as uncharacterized. Gene Ontology annotation, molecular function: ATP hydrolysis activity; nicotinamide-nucleotide adenylyltransferase activity. The record is from RefSeq and is a predicted model, not a curated record. Bases 1 to 867 code for a protein of 288 amino acids. Gene Ontology annotation, cellular component: nucleus; cytoplasm. The transcript has a single exon. NCBI's taxonomy places the organism in Eukaryota, Fungi, Ascomycota, Eurotiomycetes, Eurotiales, Aspergillaceae.